Messenger RNA from Colletotrichum abscissum, 1632 nucleotides. RefSeq lists its product as uncharacterized. The coding region runs from base 1 to 1632 and encodes 543 amino acids. The record is from RefSeq and is a predicted model, not a curated record. Lineage: Eukaryota; Fungi; Ascomycota; Sordariomycetes; Glomerellales; Glomerellaceae. The transcript has 2 exons.
AUGGAUUACAUGCGUUCUUUCGUCGGCCGUAAGCCCAAGCGUACCCAGCUGCCAACGGUAGCUACGGACGACGUCUACCCGGUUCACUUUUUUGACGAUACGAAGCCUUUUCGUGAGAUGCUUCUGAACUGGACGCUUCGCUUCGACGAUGUCCUCGACGCAGAGAAGCUCAAUCUUUCUCUUUCUCGUUUGAUCGAGAUUGGCGACUGGAGAAAGCUUGGUGGUCGCAUGAGGAUGAGACCCGACAACCAACUUGAGCUUCAUGUCCCGAAGCAGUUCACACCUGCUCGCCCUGCCAUUCGAUUUUCCCACGAUGUGCACGACUUCAGCAUCAAGGAGCACAACAUUGCCAAGCACCUCCCCACUACCACCUCCACCCCGUCAAUCCAGCCUGGUGUUAUCAACUUCUAUAACCUUGGCGCUCGUCAAGACGCUCCCAAGACGCUCGAAGACCUCAUGUGCUCCGAUGAGCCUCAGAUUGCUCUCCAUGUCGUCUCCUUCAACGAUGCAACCCUAGUCGGUCUCCUUUUUUCACACGUCAUGUUUGGCGCCGCGGGUAUGCAAGCCUUGGUGCAGGCCUGGUCGCAAGUCCUUGCCGGUCGCGAGGCAGAAGUCCCUGUUAUACACGGUGCUCACAAGGACAUUCUCGACGACGUCGGCGUGGACACUGAUCCUGAAAAGGAGGCAUACUUGCUUGACCGGCGACAGCUCAAGGGUUUCCGCCACUUCAGGUUCAGCUUACGGUUCCUCUGGGAUAUGUAUCGUCGUCCGGAAAUCGAGUCCAAAGUCCUCUGCCUGCCGGCCGACUUUGUCGCCGGCCUUCGCGCUCGCGCCAUGGCAGACCUGCACGCCAUGGACGAGAAGGGGCUAGGAACUGAAGAGGCGCCUUUCGUCAGUGAAGGUGACGUUCUCACGGCAUGGUGGACCCGCCUUGUCUGCCUCGCUCGUGGAUCUAACCGACCUGUUACUGUUCUCAACGCUGUGGAUAUCACUGGCCGUCUCAAGUCUGUCUUCGCCCCCGGAAAGCUGUACGUUCAGAACUUUGCCCUCGGAACCUGGACCCUCCUUAGCUCUGCCGAAGUCCUCAAAGCUCCCCUCGGAUACGUCGCUCGCUGCUUCCGCCACGAUAUUCAGACUCAAACCACGCCUUCUCAGAUCAUGGCUUUCAUGCGCCGUCUCCGUGCUGGAGGCCGGUGCAGUUCUCAGCCGAUCUACGGAAAUCCAAACAGUAUGCUCAUCAUUUUUACCAACUGGGCGCGUUGCAAGUUCUUUGACUGCAUCGACUUUUCUCCUGCUGUGAUACCGCGCAUUUCUGAACCGGUCACGGUCAACGGCGAUAUUCAAACCAAUGGACACACUACUGGCAACGACCCAGAAAAGACCGCCGCCAAUGCCACCGUCACGGAAGUGCUCAACCGCCCUCCUCCCGGAAAGAUCGCUUAUCACCACUCUCUGGCCCGAACGCGCAGCAUCCUUUCCCGCAAUGUGUUUACCAUUCUCGGUAAGGAUCUCCAGGGCAACUACUGGAUCUCAGCCCUCGGACACCCCGAAUGCUGGGACAAGCUCGAGAAGGAGGUCUCCAUGUCGUCCAUGGACGCGCUGAGAAACCUCAACCCCCCGUCUGCGAACUAG